AACCCAUUCCCUGCAAAUUUCCUUAUAUAUAAUCAUCUGCCCUAAGCACAUUCUUUGAAGUUGUACAAGUAGUAGUAGUAGUACAUUGGAAAGUCCAGAAUCAUGGCUAGAGAGAGGGAUCUCCUGUCCACAGAGAUUGUUAACCGUGGGAUCGAGUCUUCAGGACCCAAUGCAGGCUCCCUGACGUUUUCUGUUCGGGUAAGGAGGAGGUUGCCCGAUUUUCUCCAGUCAGUAAACCUCAAGUAUGUGAAGUUGGGUUACCACUACCUCAUCAAUCAUGCCAUCUACUUGGCCACCAUUCCUGUUCUUGUGCUUGUGUUCAGUGCUGAGGUUGGAAGCCUCAGCAGGGAAGAGCUCUGGAGAAAGCUAUGGGAAGAUGCUCGCUAUGACCUCGCAACUGUGCUUGCUUUCUUUGGCGUUUUUGUCUUCACACUCUCUGUUUACUUCAUGUCUCGCCCCAGGUCCAUCUAUCUCAUUGAUUUUGCUUGCUAUAAGCCUGAUGAUGAUCUCAAGGUGACUAAGGAUCAGUUCAUAGAUUUGGCUCGUAGGACAGGCAAGUUUGAUGAGGCAAGUUUGGAAUUCCAGAAGAGAAUUCUGCAUUCCUCAGGAAUUGGGGAUGAGACCUACAUUCCCAAAGCCAUUAUGGCUCAGGAGAACUGUGCGACAAUGAAAGAGGGUCGUGCAGAAGCUUCAAUGGUGAUGUUUGGUGCUCUUGAUGAGCUGUUUGAGAAGACCAGGAUCCGGCCCAAGGAUGUAGGGGUCCUGGUGGUCAACUGCAGCAUCUUCAACCCAACACCAUCCCUCUCGGCCAUGAUUAUCAAUCAUUACAAGAUGAGAGGUAACAUUCUGAGCUACAAUCUGGGAGGCAUGGGUUGCAGUGCUGGGAUUAUAGCCAUGGAUCUGGCUCGUGACAUGCUCCAAGCCAACCCGAAUAACUAUGCUGUGGUGGUUAGUACUGAGAUGGUUGGCUACAAUUGGUACUCUGGCAAGGACCGGUCUAUGCUCAUCCCAAACUGCUUUUUUAGGAUGGGUUGCUCUGCAAUCCUCUUGUCAAACAGGAGGCGUGACUACCCACGUUCUAAGUACCGGCUUGAACACAUUGUUCGAACCCACAAAGGUGCUGAUGAUCGCAGUUUCAGGUGUGUAUACCAAGAAGAAGAUGAGGAAAAGCACAAGGGACUAAAGGUGAGCAAAGAUCUGGUUGAAAUAGGAGGAGAAGCCUUGAAAGCCAACAUCACCACUCUAGGGCCUCUGGUGCUACCUUUCUCAGAGCAACUCCUCUUCUUUGCAACCCUUGUGUGGGGCCACUUGUUCGGGAGCAAGAAGAAGCAGAAAGGCAGUGGCGGUGGAGGAGCCCAUCCAUUAUUAGCGGCGUCUUCAAAGCCGUACAUCCCGGACUACAAGCUGGCUUUUGAGCACUUCUGUGUUCACGCUGCCAGCAAGACAGUGCUGGAUGAACUGCAGAGGAACCUGGAAUUGAGCGACAAGAACGUUGAAGCAUCGAGGAUGACACUUCACAGGUUUGGGAACACGUCCAGCAGCAGCAUAUGGUAUGAGCUGGCUUACCUGGAAGCGAAAGAGAUGGUGAGGAGAGGGGACAGGGUGUGGCAGCUGUCGUUCGGCUCCGGUUUCAAGUGCAACAGCCUGGUGUGGAAGGCAAUGAGGCGCGUGAAGAAACCUUCCAGGAAUCCCUGGCUUGAUUGCGUUGACAGAUAUCCUUUCCAAGCUUAGAAACUGCGAAAAGAAAGGGGAAGCUGGUGAGGGAAAUGAUGCAAGUGACUAUUGCAUUAAAGCAUAUUCUUGAGAAGGACACAAAUGGGUUUGGAUUCGUUUUCUUUUUAAACUAAACUUGUUAUGAGCAACUAGAGCUUGCUGCUCUUUUAUUCUUGUUUUUGUUUUUCUACCCUGGAUUUGGACCUAAAACAAGCAAACCCAGCAGUGGAGGGUAUUUACCAGAAGGGGGAACCUGCCCUUGUGAGUAUCUAAGAAAUUCCAAUUCUGCUGUUGCAUCGUGGAGAAACUGUAAUGUUAAGGUGCCACUGCCUGGAGGAAAAUGCUGUUAGUAGGAGUGUCAUUGUGGGUUUCGUACUAUGGUAAGGCUGGAUGGUUUGUUGGGGUAACGGAACCGUUGACGUUGAGUGAUCAACCUAGCUUCAGAUGAAGUCAUAAGUGUUAGUGUUAAGCCUUAUAAAAUAAAAACAUCAAGUUUCACAGUACUGUUGUGUUGCUUUAAGUUCCAUCUGUGCGUUGAGUUCCUC
Messenger RNA from Linum tenue, 2258 nucleotides. Lineage: Eukaryota; Viridiplantae; Streptophyta; Magnoliopsida; Malpighiales; Linaceae. The record is from the annotation of a GenBank genome assembly.